AUGGAUUCCUUUGAGAUGGAUGAUCAGAAAAAGUUUGGAUUAGCAUUCACUGGUUUCGGUAUAUUUUUAUCUUUUUUUGGGAUUAUCUUAUUCUUCAACAAGGCAUUGCUUGCCAUGGGAAAUACCCUAUUUGUUUGUGGAGUGUCCUUAACCAUUGGGCUAAAUUCUACUAUGCAAUUUAUUAUGAAACAAAGUAAUUUUAAGGGAACAAUCUCAUUUGGUAUUGGAUUCUUCUUGAUUGUCAUUAAAAGAUGGCCUAUUUUGGGUAUGAUUAUUGAGGCUUAUGGGUUCCUCGUACUAUUAAGUGAUUUUUGGCCUACAAUAGCUAUUUUUUUACGGAUGAUUCGUGUUCUUGGUCGGUUGUUUCUACAACCAUUUAUCCAAUUGAAUCCUAUUGCUCUAUGGGUGAGAUUUUAUCUUCAAUGGACGCUAACAACAAUUAAACCAGGUUCUGGAAAGCAUACCGGUAAAGCUAGUAGCAGAAGCUUCAAUGUGCUAUAA
Messenger RNA from Cicer arietinum (chickpea), 501 nucleotides. Its product is annotated as vesicle transport protein GOT1-like. The record is from RefSeq and is a predicted model, not a curated record. Lineage: Eukaryota; Viridiplantae; Streptophyta; Magnoliopsida; Fabales; Fabaceae. Gene Ontology annotation, biological process: endoplasmic reticulum to Golgi vesicle-mediated transport; retrograde transport, endosome to Golgi.